AGCACCCCAUUUUUUAUUUUUCGAUUGAAUGUCAAAAGUAACCUCGUCAUUGGAUUGAAAAUUGUUUGCAGGUCAUAUAUAGUCCAUCGUGAUUAGUCUAUCAAUCAUCAUUUAGGGCUAUUAAUUAAUUAAAGAAUAUUGCUCGGACGGACGAGUGUGCAUGCGCAUGAGCACGUGCGCUACGCGUGUCGCGUUAUUCAUACUACGUUAAUUUUCAUCUAUUGCCAAUCAUUUUUAUCUUCAAUCAUUAUUUGAAUUCGUUUGCCAAAAGAAGGUCUAUCCUACUCGUGAGUUUCCAAUUUAAGGAGGGUGAUCCCGAAUUUUUUAUAAAAAUAUCUGUUCAGUUAAAAAAGGUGAUAUCGAGUAAAUAGCGGACAGACAGGUCAUUGAUGGUUCAUUGUAUAUUAGUUCGAACUAUGUCCUUUAUUUUGUCCUUAAAAAUAAGAAGUCUUCAACAUUCUCUGUGAUUCUAUCAUGAUGGAGACAUUCAUAAAUAAUCGCUGCGAUUUCCUGACAACGUAGAUAAAACCUUUUGGUCGAAUCUUCGCAGACCCGGAUACAGUCUGAACCGCAGUAGAGUGGCCAUCAUAUAAUAGCCAAUUUGCUAGUGUCCAACAAUAUCCAACGUAUCUGUCUUCAGUGUAAGCAAUUAUUCCCGCUAAUCGACACGAUUUCUCGUGAUAAUUGGAGGUGUAAAGAAAAAUGAUCUUCCCUGGAUACUGAUGUGAAAGAGUUUUAUACUACCAACAAUUCUGAAGAUGACAAAUCCAAUAUGGAGUCGGUGAAAUUGCUUAAAAGUGGUGAGUUACUACCUGGCGUCAUAAUUGAGGAGGAGUUGCUCCACGUUUCCCAAACAUCUAGCAUCGAUUCAAUUCUGCAUAUUCUGUGGUGCACUGCAAUCAAUGAUGAUAGCUAUGGAUUACUCAUUAAAUUCCCUAAUACUGAUAAUCGAGCGUUGGACUUGAUUGUAAAAUUAAUUAAUAAUGAGAAUCCUGAGUCUGUUUAUGAGAACAGAGCACUGAUUCUGCGGUCCCUCAGUGAAGUAGGAAUCUGUCGGAGUAAGACCGAAGUAGAUUUCGGUAUACAAUCAAUCCAUUUGACAGUAUGUGGUACGCCAGUUGAUAUCUGGAAAACGUGUAUUGAUACUGAGCCUACUGAAGAGAGAUUAUACGAAUAUGAUGCCUGUGGUAAAUAUAUCAGAAAAAUUCCAGCUUUGUCCCCUGAUUAUAAGAGACCACCACGAAGCUAUGAUGGGUUGCAAAAAGCCGUAACAAUAAAAAAUAUUAUAUGGGUUGCAAAACCGUAACAAUAAGAAAUAUUAUAGAGCCCUGCGAAAAAAAUAUCUGAUUAAGUUCAAAGAGUGAAUAACCAUCAUCGAUACAAUAAAUUAAUUCAUUAACAAUUAAUUAAUUAUUUGAAAAAAACGGGGCAUGUAGCUUCCAUGCACAUUCUCGUUAGUAUUUUAGGUUGAGCAUCCCUUGACAGAACGUUGAAAGAUGAUUAUUGGAUUACUAUCGCCAUCUAUAAAACAUAAAAAUUUUGUGUUACAACAAAAUUAUGAUAGAGGACAUUCGCAUUCCUUUCUCCGAUCGGUAAUUUUCACAACAGGUAAAGAAAUUCUCUUUUUCAGUUCCCUACAGUGAUGCUAGAUGGCCCUACCCCCGAAACUUCUGGGGAAAAUGGCCGCCACUUCCUGUACCAUUCUUUGCGGAUGUACCUAUUUUAGACCCAUCCCCCCCCCCAGUUGAAUCCCUGCACAGUGGUGCUCUCACCGUCUGAAAAUUCUGUGUACAGUUGACCAUUUGUACAGUUGAACAAGUACAAACGGAGCCCCCCCUGAAAUUUCAAAGAUAUAGGCUCUAGGCAUCUCGCAUUUUAUCUCUGGUUCGGCCUCCUGGUCCCUCUUCUUCAUCAUUCAGUCAAUCCUCUUUGAAAUUACUAUCACAUAACAACGUCAACAUCAUAACUGCGUUUUCCAUCAGACUGUUAUGUCAUAAACAUUGUUUUCCAGGGAAAAUGAUCGAAAUUAAAUUUCCAAAUAAAUUCAAAGUCCCUUUCGCAUGCAACAACAAUAGACAACAAUAGAUUUAACUCUAUUCUGCGAUGAGAAAUGGCUCAUUUAAAUCGAAUACAGUGGCUCACAGAUUCAAUUCAUUUUAACCCUCAAAAUCCAAAAUUUGAAUAGCCACAAUCACAAAUUCCGCUGCCACCCGAACGAAAAUUGUUUCGUUGACUAGCAUCAGUAAUGGUAAAAUAACUGUCAUUGUUUACAAACUUGUUCACCUUGAUGAUAAGGUUUGUAUUCACUACUAAAAAAUAAAAACCAGCUCGUUUGACAAUUUAUGCGAUGUUUGAUUAACGAGAACCGGCCAAAGGUCACUAUAUUACCGAUCAUAUUGCUAUAUUACCGAAUUCAUCGAGAAUUCAUUAUCAGGAAUUUUAAUUUUAUCUAAUCAAAAAAAUUAU
Messenger RNA from Diachasmimorpha longicaudata, 2466 nucleotides. RefSeq lists its product as uncharacterized. The transcript is spliced from 2 exons. The coding region runs from base 773 to 1306 and encodes 177 amino acids. Lineage: Eukaryota; Metazoa; Arthropoda; Insecta; Hymenoptera; Braconidae. The record is from RefSeq and is a predicted model, not a curated record.